This is a messenger RNA of Fulvia fulva, 624 nucleotides long. RefSeq lists its product as uncharacterized. The coding region runs from base 1 to 624 and encodes 207 amino acids. The record is from RefSeq and is a predicted model, not a curated record. The transcript has 2 exons. Lineage: Eukaryota; Fungi; Ascomycota; Dothideomycetes; Mycosphaerellales; Mycosphaerellaceae.
AUGUUCGCAGGCGUUCCGACUCUGAUGGGCAUGUCUGCUAUGGGCUAUAACUCCCCUAAUAACAGCGCUGCUGGUGCGCAUGGAGCAUGUACUGCAACCGCGCCCUUGGAUGGCAAGGUGAUCGAAGAAUGGAGCGUGACGUCCAAGGCCAUAUGUGAAGCAGAGGGUUUCGAUGGCAUGCGCCAGGUCUUCGUACACGACAAGAUUGCCAAGUUGAUAUGCAUGCUGGUCUUUGACAAGAUGGACCAGCAGCACUGUGCCGCUGUGGAUCGUAUAUUUGACAAACUAUUCUGUGCCGGCAAAGAACGAGGAUUCUCAAUAUACCGCGCUCAUGUGAGCCACAUGGGCGAGCCAGAAAAUGUUGACAAGAAUGAUUUCAAUGGGCACGCGUAUCGGCACUUCAUCGAGAGUUUGAAGGUAGUGUACUUCGUAUCCACCCCCAACCCAGCAGCUGAUGAUGUUCAGGAUACGGUCGAGCCCACAGGCAUCUUAUCGCCUGGUAAACAGGGCAUAUGGCCAAAGAAAUAUCGCCAUCUGCGACGAUCGCCAGAGGAUCCCAAGACCGGUACUGGAUCCAACAUGGAGCAUUCUGGUCCCUCCAAGACGACGAGAAGCGUGCUGUGA